AUGUCACCCUCUCUGCCUUUCAAUGUAUCCGCCGAACUGGCCGCCUUGAAGCACGAGAAGAAAAACCAUGACCUCCAUAGGCUUCCUCCAAGUACUACGAUCAGGCGACGGCCACUUGAUCAUCCCUCGGUCCCUGACAUACGAGCCGGCGCCAAAAUCCCCAAAGUUGUCUAUGUUUCCCGACGAACACCUGUGGUUGCUGCGGUCAAGCGAGUCAAGAAGAUGCUGGGGUUAAUAGAGAAACGGGCACUUCAGGAUGCCGGCGCAACAAUCAGAUCCAAACACAAGAGUGCGAAUAUCGCGGAGGCCAACGAAAGGAUAGCGGAAAGCAGGGAGGAAGUCCUCGUCAAAGCCAGUGGAAGGGCCAUGGAGCAAGCGCUACGCGUUGGCGAGUGGUUUAGGAACAAGGAGAAAGAAGUGCUUUGUAACGUCGAGGUCAGGACAGGCAGUGUGAGCGUGAUUGAUGAUAUCGUGGAGCUGGACCAGGAAGACGAGGACGUCGAAGAACAGCCUGUCGAAGAAGUUCAAGAGGUGUCCAAGAACGAAUGCGGGGAUACCACAUUGGAGUUGUUGGGCGACGUUACUACAGUCACGAUGGAGCAGAUGUCUAGCAGUAAUGCUGGACAACAGUUGACGGGCGCGGACCUAGGGACAGAAGAUCCACCAGUCAAGCAGACUAGGAGGAAGAGAAAGAGAAAGAGACCAGUGUACAAGGAUGAUGAUCUGCCCGAGGCACGCCUGAGAUGGAUCAAAACCGUUGAAGUUGCAAUCUCUUUGCAAGGCUGA
This is a messenger RNA of Capronia coronata CBS 617.96, 786 nucleotides long. RefSeq lists its product as uncharacterized. The transcript has a single exon. Gene Ontology annotation, cellular component: ribonuclease MRP complex; nucleolar ribonuclease P complex. The record is from RefSeq and is a predicted model, not a curated record. Gene Ontology annotation, molecular function: RNA binding. Lineage: Eukaryota; Fungi; Ascomycota; Eurotiomycetes; Chaetothyriales; Herpotrichiellaceae. Gene Ontology annotation, biological process: nuclear-transcribed mRNA catabolic process, RNase MRP-dependent; intronic box C/D snoRNA processing; rRNA processing. The coding region runs from base 1 to 786 and encodes 261 amino acids.